Messenger RNA from Aegilops tauschii subsp. strangulata, 2478 nucleotides. RefSeq names its product AP2-like ethylene-responsive transcription factor CRL5. The record is from RefSeq and is a predicted model, not a curated record. Gene Ontology annotation, biological process: regulation of DNA-templated transcription. Lineage: Eukaryota; Viridiplantae; Streptophyta; Magnoliopsida; Poales; Poaceae. Gene Ontology annotation, molecular function: DNA-binding transcription factor activity; DNA binding.
ACAUAUAGAGAGCAGCUCAGCUCAGCUCAUUCCUUUUGCUUACUUUAAAGCCACGCGCAAACGCGAGCAGAAACACACUUGCUCACUUCAUCUUCGCCUUCAUCCUCAUCUUCAUCUUCUCUCCCUCCUCCUACUUCUUCUUCUUCUUGCCCCAUCUCCAUUUCAAGCAAUGCGGGGAGGGCAUUGACCAUUAGCUGGUCUAUCUCUAUCCAUUGUUCACCAGUGCCGCCACCGAUCGACCUCCAACUCAUUCUUCUUUCUCGUCGAUCUAUCUCUAGCUAGCCAGAUAGCUUGGCUCUGCAGGAUGACCAACAACAACGGCAAUGGCAAUGGCGGCAGCAACGCGGCGGCGAGUGGCUGGCUGGGCUUCUCGCUCUCGCCGCACAUGGACGAACACAACCACGUGCAGCAGCAGCAACAGCACCAGGGCCUAUUCUACCCCAGCUCCGUCGCCGCCGCCUACAGCCUCGGCGGCGACGUCGCCACCGACGGGUACUAUUCGCAGCUAGCCUCCAUGCCUCUCAAGUCAGACGGCUCCCUCUGCAUCAUGGAAGCUCUACGCCGAACCGAUCAACAAGAUCACCACGGUCCGAAGCUGGAGGACUUUCUGGGCGCGGGGCAACCGGCGAUGGCGCUGAGCCUGGACAACACCUCCAACUUCUAUUACUACGGCGGCGGUGGCGGAGCCGGUGGGCAACACGGACAGAGCCACGGCGGCAGCUUCCUGCAGCAAGCAUACGACGUGUACAGCGGGCCCGCAACGGCAUCGGUGCUGGCGGCCAAUGAGGACGCCGCGGCAGCCACGGCCAUGGCGAACUGGGUGCAGGUCGCGCGCGGUGCCACCGCGUACGCCACAGCCGAGAACGUCUUGUCCGCGGCGGCGGACCGGCAGCAGCAUCUUCACCACCACCCUCUGGCACUCUCCAUGAGCUCCGCCGGGUCGCUCUCCAGCUGCGUUACCGCGGGGGCCGAGUACGGCGGCGUCGGGGCGACGGUGGACGGCGGGCGAAAGCGCGGCGGCGCGACGGCGGGGCAGAAGCAGCCGGUGCACCACCGCAAGUCCAUCGACACGUUCGGGCAGCGCACGUCGCAGUACCGUGGCGUCACCAGCAGGCAUAGGUGGACGGGGCGGUAUGAGGCGCACCUGUGGGACAACAGCUGCAAGAAGGAAGGCCAGACCAGGAAAGGGAGGCAAGUUUACCUCGGAGGAUAUGACAUGGAGGAGAAGGCGGCGAGAGCCUACGACCAGGCGGCGCUCAAGUACUGGGGCCCUUCCACCCAUAUCAACUUCCCGCUCGAGGACUACCAGCAGGAGCUGGAGGAGAUGAAGAACAUGACGAGGCAGGAGUACGUGGCACACCUUAGAAGGAAGAGCAGCGGCUUCUCGCGUGGCGCGUCCAUGUACCGUGGCGUGACCCGGCACCACCAGCACGGGCGGUGGCAGGCGCGCAUCGGCCGCGUCUCCGGCAACAAGGACCUCUACCUCGGCACUUUCGGCACCCAGGAGGAGGCCGCGGAGGCGUACGACAUCGCCGCCAUCAAGUUCCGGGGCCUCAACGCCGUCACCAACUUCGACAUCACCCGCUACGACGUCGACAAGAUCAUGGCCAGCAACACGCUCCUCCCGGGCGAGCACGCCAGGCGCAACAAGGACGACAACGCCGCGCCCCUGCCCCUCCCCGCCCCCGACGACUGCGCCGCCUCUGCCCUGGUGCCCGUGUCCACUCCGGGGACGGACACCGGCGGCAGCGGCCAGCACCGCUACCACGACGUCAUGUCCUCGGGCGAGGCCUUCUCGGCGCUACACGACCUGGUCACCGUGGACGGCCACACCGCGCAGGGCGGGAACGGCGCGCACGUGCACAUGUCGAUGUCGGGCGCAUCGUCGCUGGUGACGAGCCUGAGCAACUCCCGAGAGGAGAGCCCAGACCGGGGCGGCGGGCUGUCCAUGCUCUUCGCCAAGCCGCCGCAGCAGCCGGCCACGACAACGGCGGCGUCCCCGAAGCUGAUGAGCACUCUGAAGCCGCUGGGCUCCUGGGCGUCGUCGGCGAGGCCGGCCGCCGUUUCCAUCGCUCACAUGCCCAUGUUCGCCGCGUGGAGCGACGCAUGAAUGAGCACUCGGUCGGACAUGUAGCAAGCCCACGGCGCAUGCAUGGGAUGGCAAUGGCGUGCAGUUUUUAAUUAGUAGGUCGGCGACGUGAUUAAGGAUUAGCAAGUACCAUUGGCUGCAGUUGGUGGUGUAGUAAUAGUAGUAGCAUUAGCGGUAUCGAGAUUACUCCUGCGACUUAAGAUCGAAGAAAUGCACGGUGUGGCCUCCCCUGUUUCCUUCCUCACCGGUGGAGAAGGGGUUUUGUAAAAUGGAGGCCACCGGUGCAUCUCUUCCAAAUCCCAAAAUCAAAUAUUAUAGCUAGCUAGCUCCACUAAUUGAAGUUUCCUGGUUGGUAACCAUUUCAUCAGAUGUGGCAUCUUUGUUCAUCA